Molecule: messenger RNA, 1011 nt
Organism: Cicer arietinum (chickpea)
Lineage: Eukaryota; Viridiplantae; Streptophyta; Magnoliopsida; Fabales; Fabaceae
Product: aquaporin SIP1-1-like
Biological process (GO): transmembrane transport
Cellular component (GO): membrane
Molecular function (GO): water channel activity
Source: RefSeq, a predicted model, not a curated record
CGUCAUCCUAACACUAUAUAUCAUAUAAAAAUGAAAGUUUAUUGAUUUGAGAGAUCUAAAGAGAGAUCAUAAAAAAAAGAAGAAGAUGGUUAAUGCAAUAAAGGCAGCAAUUGGAGAUGCAGUAUUGACAUUCACAUGGCUGUUUAUAUCAUCCACACUUGGAUUAGUCACAAAUGAAAUUAUGAAAUUUUUUGAUCUUCAAUUUGUGACAUAUAAUGGUUUAAAUUAUCCUUUUAUUAUAAUCACAAUAUUACUAAUAUUCAUUACUAUAAUUACUUUCACUACAAUUGGUAAUGCUUUGGGUGGUGCAAGUUUCAAUCCCACAGGCAAUGCUUCUCUUUAUGCAGCUGGUCUUGGUUCUGAUACCCUUUUCUCUAUGGCUCUUCGUUUCCCUGCUCAGGCAUUAGGUGCAGUGGGUGGUGCUGUUGCAAUUAUGGAGGUGAUUCCGCCGAAAUAUCGGCAUAUGAUUGGAGGACCUGCUUUGAAGGUUGAUUUGCAUACUGGUGCUAUUGCAGAAGGAGUAUUGACAUUUGUAAUCACUUUUGCUGUUCUCUUCAUCAUGCUUCGGGGUCCUCGUAGUGAGUUGGUGAAGACUUUGUUGACGGCCAUCUUGACCGUGGCUUUGAUCAUCGUCGGUUCUGCUUACACCGGACCAUCCAUGAAUCCUGUCCUUGCAUAUGGUUGGGCAUACUUAGACAAUUGGCACAACACAUGGGACCAAUUAUAUGUUUAUUGGAUUUGUCCUUUCAUUGGAGCAAUACUUGCUGCUUGGCUGUUUCGUGUCGUCUUCCCGGCACCGGUGGUGGUGGUAAAACAAAAGAAAGCCUGAAGAGGCAUAGUAAAUGUGUCAUUGGUCCUAUGCAUCUAGCGCAUGAAUAACCAUUAUUUUUUCUUCCUCAUUUUGAGUAUAACCUUUUUUCUUUAAAUCACCUCUUGUUCAUUCCCAUAUAUACAGAUGAUGUGUAGGACUCUAGCUUUCAGUUGAUAAUGUAACUUAUUUUUUCCUUUUCU